GAGAGAGAGAGAGAUAGAGUCCUGGAAGAGAGUACACACACACACACACAGUCACACAUACACAUUCACGUCGGCUCCUCUGUUGUACUUUUUUUGGGGGGGGGAUAGUGGAUUACUUUCUAAAUUGAAGCACUCGGUGAACAAACCCCAGGCAUGAUCAGGUCAGUAAACCAUUUCACUCAUUUGCUGAAAAAUUGUUUGUCUCCUUUCAUCAGUAAUGACAAUGUUUCUGCAGUGUCUUGCACAUUCCUGUCAUUUCCAGGGCUCUCUGUUCUCUCCCAGUGUAUGAAAUGUCCUCUUUUAAUGUGCUAUUCAUAUGCUUCCUCAGUUGUACACGCUAUGGUUUCGUUUCUUUAUACAUACGUAUGCCGUUCUGAUUCAUUUGUCUUCUACAUGUCAACCCAGGUUGGCUGUUAUAUGUCCAAAGGAUUCUCCUGUUCUGCACUCAUUUUUGCCCUUAUGUAUUCCAUGUUAGACAGGAUCUGCACAGAGUACAAAGUUCCCUUUGCUGUUAUGGUCUCUGGUGUUUGUGUUGUAAAAUGGGUGGCUUCAAAGAGUCAGAAACUUGUCUUGGCUGGCCAUGUGGUUUUGUGGUCAGGGUGUAAAAGCCCCCUCCAUGGCUGGACAUUUAGUAUUCAGAUUGUUUCUUGAUCGGUUGCUCACACACGUGCAUGUGUGUGUGCGCACAUCUAAACAGACAGAAAAAAUUGAGCAUAAGAAACUUCACCUGUCAAUAUCACUUAUUUUCUUCAAGUACUUCCCAACCAUCUUCACAAUACUCGUUUUAACAGGAAUAUUCAAUUAACCAUGUAAUAAAUGCAAACAAGCGAGGGCAUUUUUAACUAUUUGUACUUUAUACAUGUACCACAUGUGUGUGUCCUCUAUACGUGUACAUGUGCAAUGUCAAUAAAGAUGAUGUUAUCUUAUCUUACCAAUUUCUGGUUAUAUUCACUGUGUCUCUUGGCUCUGACACUGGCAUGUGGGUGCUCUUCAGGUGGCAGCGUGUCGGAGCGGUGUUGAACUGUGAAAUGAACUAUGGAGGGGUGCAAGGAGCCCGUCACUAGCCCAGCCAGCAGCCACACAAGCACCAGCAGCAGGACAAGCAGUAGCCCGGGGAGGGCCCGCAGCAUGCAGCUGGGCCCUCACUAACACCAAGUGGACCCGGUCCUCUCCUCUUCAUCUGGGUCUAGGGCUGCAGAAUGCUCAGUCCAGUCACCCCAUACAGUCUGUUGAAGAUGCACUGGUCUCCGGAGCACACCGCCCCCUUAUCUCAGUGGCCUGAGCAGCACCUAGAUGUCACCUCUACCACCUCACCACCAUCUACCCACAAACACGACCCCUACUCUCCAGCAGCCCGCCGCAGCUUUGCCCCUGCGGGUUACCCUUGGGCCAGUGAUGACAUAUCAGCCCUUACAGCUUCUUCUCUGCUCAAACGCUACGCUGAGAAGUACUCGGGCUUGGAGCUGUCCUAUGAACGUCCUGCCACAGGUGCUUACUCUGAGCCUGGAACUUUUCUGAAAACUGAAUCUGAGCCCUGGGCUCUGGGUCAGGGCAUGGAGUGUUACCCCGGGCUGGAGGCAUUAACCAGCGCCAAGGUGGGCUCUGCAUCUGUGGGCAUCCCAGCCACAGGAAGUGUGACGGUUGUGAGCAGUAACUUGGCCUCUGAGCCAGGCUACAGUGGUGCUGGUCCCUGCAGUGCCCCAUCAACUCAGGAAUACCCUCCUGCCUACAACAGCACCUACCUGUCUUCAGGAUACUGCCCUCAGCCCAGUGCAGCACUUCCACCUGCCCCACUACACUCUUUGCAGGCUGCACCCACUCUAGUGCCCAGCUACAGCGCCAGCACUCCUGUCUACAACUACCCUCCUGGGUGCUACCCCCAAACCAGCCUGCCCUCUGGAUACAGCCACCCCAGUGCCUCCUAUUUGCCCUCUGGGAUUAGUGCCCCCACUCCUCUGGCACCUAGGCCAACCAUGGUAGGGGGCAGUUACAGCUACCCAUCUCACAGCCUUGGAGGGAGCUCUGAGGCAGGGGUGCCACUGAAACGCAAGGCCUUUGAGAUGGCAGAGGAAGGACAGGAGGGAGCGGAAAUAGAGGGGUCACGCUACAGAAAGUAUGGCAACGGCCAUGGAAACAGUCAUGGCAAAGGUCAAGGCAACGGGCAUGGCAACGGCUACGAUAUGAGUGCUUCAGCCUCAGACCCACAGGCUUUCAAACCUUUAAAGCCCCUGAUGUCACCCCCUUAUGGUGGCGCAAGAGACUACAGCCCACCAUCAGGUCUAGCAGGAGAGAGUGUGUCAGGGGAGCACAACUUUCCUCAGCAACAAAGAAUGUCUAUGAAGAUACCUGCAUCUCACACACGGUCUGAGGACCCAACUGGAGGGCGCUGACAACCCUGAUUGGCAUUUGAGACGAUUCUCUCACUUUUUGAAACCAGCCAGGGUUCAAAAUCCAGACAGACGUGGCGGAAUUAACUUGGAUUUGUCAAUGAAACAUUUCAUUUCACUAGAGAACACAAGAAGGCACAAGACUGGUAUUUCUUGUGCAUCUUUAACAUUUUCAUUAGUCGUGUUUUUCCAAAGAUUCACAGGUGCAUUUUGCCCUGUAAGGUUGAGGUAAGUCUAAGGGGUGAGGUGAAGGCAUUCUCUACAGCGACAGCAUUAAGACAGUCUAAAUGUGUGAGUGUCUGUUUCUCUCAGGAUGAUAUUUAUUUCCUGUCUGCUACUGUGACGGCAUUACUGCAACGUUGCUGUUUUAGAAGUUGGUGUAAUUAUUUGUGGCCGUUAUGUGUGUAAAAGGCCUUUGACUGCAAUAUGUUCUACCACACCACAAAAAUCAAUAAUGACCAAAAAGUAAGGAGAGCAAUAACUGAAAUGGUGAGAUUGCCAUAUUACUUCAGCACAAUCACUGCUACUUUACACAGGCUUACUGCAAGGUUUGGUUUGUCACUUGGCCUUGAGAAAUGAGAAAUGAAUGUUUCCCUGCUCAUCCCAUGCUUUCCCCUAACCUUUAUUCAUUCUCAGUUAUGUUCAGUUUCUUUAACCCAUUUUUUUUUCACGUACUUUAUCUUAUUCUAUCCUGCUGUCCUGCUUCUUGUUCUCAACCUUUUUCAUUGCUGAAGAACUUUUGUUUUUGCCCAUUUUAUACAUACAGAGCUGCUUAUCAAAAAAUUACACAGCAUACAUGAAACUGCCCAUUUAAUUGUCUCUGAUGCAAAGAAAGAAUGGGGAAAUAAUCUUGGAUUUUUGUUCAUUUUAAAAUUUAUUUCACAGUAUAACAGUAUAUGCAACUUCAAAGCACAUCGUUUACUUGCAGAUUUCUACUGAUGUGAAAACUAACAGGUCUAUUUUCUAAAGAAUCUGUGACUAAUGUAAUAUCCAGCUUAUGCCUUCUCUUACUUAUUUUUUCAAAAUAUCUCGUGAAGUAAUCUGCAAAUAUAUACAAAUCUACAAAACUACCCAAAAAAGAAGCACGUGUAAGUCUGCAUACUGCUAAAGUUCACUAAGAACAAACAGUUUCUAAGCUUGUUUGUUACUUCUGUUGGAUGCACGGCCCAAACUGAGGCAUGCAGGUUGCAGUGGAGGAUAUGCGUUUCUGAGUGAGUGCCUCAACAUUACAUUCUCUAUGAAAAUCUACCUGCUCGUCUGCUGGGAUUUACCUUCUCUGUUUUUUUUUUUUUUUUUAAUGCAUUCUCUUUACUUUUGCAUCUCAAAAGGAUGAUUUAUAGUCAUGUUAUUGAAUACUCAGGAAGAAUAUUGUUACCUCAGAAUGAUAAAAUAAGAAUGUAUGUUAUUACCUUAGGGUGUUUGUAGGGAGCUUUAUGGAGAAAGAUGAAAACGGAGCCGUGGCUUUUAUGAGCAACACAUACUCUGAACACUUCAGGGAAACGAUUAACUUACAAGGCCUUUGAUACUAACACACACACACACACACACACACACACACACACACACACACUGCUUCUUCGCUCUGGGAAAUUAAACUUGAGGUUUGUGUACCAAGGCCUGAAAUGUUGAAUGUAAUUCAGAUAUUUUUUUUAAAAGGACAAUACAUGCCAUAAUGUACAUCUUUGAUGUUUUUAGAUAUAUGAAACAUAUUUUCUUCAUGUAUAGAUGUAAUCCUCUUAUAGGUUUUGGUGGACAAAUGAAUGACAUGUUAAGUGUUAGUGUAGUUAGUGGGGAAACGGUUUUGUGGACAAACUGUCAAAACAAAGCACUCCUGAUAAAUGACUUCUGACAUACCAAGACGUACACAAAAUACACGUUUUGCUCUAUAAUAUGUAGGUUUAUUAAAUGUCUUAAUGUGUCCAAUUCCCAUAUAUCAGUAUUUUAAAACCGCUUGACACAGUGUCACCAUUCAGUCAGCUUGACUUUAGCUCUAAUAUGAACUGCCAUCAUGAAAAAGGAAGAAGUUAAAUAUUAAACAAGUAUGUACACUGUCGGAAAAUAUGUACCGUUACAACUUUACAACUAUUUGUCAAUGAGUUUUAGCUUUGUUGCUCCACUAUGCCAUCCCUUCAUAUGUUGUGUCAUACUAUUCUGUUUGUUUCUUUUAAAUUAAGUCCUCUUGGGGUAACAAAACUGAACUCUUGCCUAAAAGCAAGCCCAAAGAGUGGAUCCCCUUUACUAAUAAAAAUUCAGGCUGAAAUACAGCUUCAGAUUCAGUCUGAAACUCAAUACGAUUAUAAAGUAUUUUAAUGCCUCUUGGAAAUAAAUGCACAUUCAAAAAAGUAGACACAAAACUACAUAUUAAUGAAAAGGUGUUAAGCAAAUGAUAAUGUAUUCUUACCCUCAGAUUUGAAAAGGAUUUAAGCGCUUAGCUACAACAGUUGAAUGCUCUUCAAUGCCACAGAAGAAGAAUGUGUUCUACAUUAACCUUCACAUUGCAAUAAACAACAGUAUUUGCUGAUACUCUAAUUCACUGAAGUAAGUGGAAUUGAAUUUGUCCAAGAGAUGGAAACUGACAUUUCAGUGUUAUCUGUGUAAUUCAGUUGUACUUUUUUGUAUCUUGUACAUUCUCUGUAACCAUUUCUACCUCAUUUUGAAGACAUUGUACAUGGAAAUAUUUAUUUCAUGUCAUUUCACAUGCCAGUUUCAGGAGCAGUGUUUCUAGUUCUUGACCUGUUAUAGUCUACCUCACUAAAGGCUGUUGUGUCAUGGAAAUGAAGAUAUCACACCAAACCCGCCUUCGUCUUUUUGUUUGUGUGGUUAAAAAAUGUUUGAGUAACAGUAACUGAAUGUCUGCCCAGAAUAACUACGCUUCUUCACUCUUCACAGCCAGUAUUGCAAUAUAGUCAGCUGAACACGCAAAAGUGUACAAUUUGUCUACAGGCAAGCAUAUAAUUUCUAAAAUAAAUGAAGAACUACAAUUUUAUUUGGGUUUAAAUGGAGCAAGAACUCAACCAAGUUAACCAAGUUAAUUCCCAAUCUGUAAAACAGUCCUUUACCCUAUAAUUUGGAUCACAUUACAAAGUCCUUCCUACUAAACUUUCUAAAAACUGAGAUACUGGACCAAUAAAAUUAAGGACACCUAAAUGUUUAUUUCUCCUUCUAGUAAACUGUAAUUUUGUUAAACUUCUUCCUCAGCAUGUAAAACUGCUAAAUAACCACAGGGCCAUUUGUGUUAUAUGAAGACCCCAAAGGAAGCUCAAGAGAGCAUAGAAUAAGGAGGACUGGAAGAAUGGAGAAGAUCCUGACCCUCUUCCACCGGACUCCACCCCCUGUCCACAGCCUUAUUGUCUGGAGGGCGGAGGGCAUGCACCGGCGUGUGACAGAUGUCUCAACCUUUUGUCCUUUCAUCCACAAUGAAUCUAACCAUGCUGCAACAUCAAACUAUUUGACAGCAAAACCCUUUUAUCUAACUUACCUUCAAUUAUAUUGGUUAUUUUCAUCAAAUCCCCAAAGGUCCCUGCAUCAUAAACAAUCUCAAAUCAUAUUCCUGGCAGUGGCAGCAGGGGUGGAAACCAGCCAUCCUCAUUUAAACAUUUUGCUAAACCCUCAGUCUGGCUCUCGUCCACUCAGCUCACCACCAUCUCAGACCCAGGUUCAGGUUCUGAGUAAACAGGUCAGCUAGUUUCUGCUAUUUAGAAGUAAGGCUCAAACUGUGACUAUGUAUAUGAAUCAAAUUAAGGAAGCAUCAAAAGUAAGCAUUAAGCAUUGGGGUCUAACAAAUAAUUAAUUCUUAAUUCACAUUUUAUACCUGUUAAAAUGUGUCUGACAACAAUUCUUUCCUCAAUUCACAUAAACAUCUGCUGCAUAAUAACAAGUCUGACAGUGACACCUACAGGAUCUUAUUAAGAAGUAUCAUAUUAUAGAAGAUAGCUGUGAAAAUAAUAGUAUCA
This is a messenger RNA of Scatophagus argus, 6340 nucleotides long. Its product is annotated as fidgetin. The coding region runs from base 1200 to 2390 and encodes 396 amino acids. The record is from RefSeq and is a predicted model, not a curated record. The transcript is spliced from 2 exons. NCBI's taxonomy places the organism in Eukaryota, Metazoa, Chordata, Actinopteri, Scatophagidae.